AAUGCGGGCCGUGCGCGCGAGUUUCAUCUGCGGAGUCCAUGCCAGAGCUUCCAAGUUCUCCGUUAAUCCCACUCUCAGCAUCGAACAGUCUACUCCUGGAAAAUGCCAUUCCUCCACCUGCCCAGUUCCACCUUGCCAACACGCCGCUCGUCUGCAUGGCUUCGUCUUCCGUGCCAUUUAACCUUUGCACUUGCACCUGGCUGACCUGGCUCCAAGAAGAGGUUGUGUGUUCUUGUUGAACCUUCUCUCUCCCGCCGUGUAAUCCCUACACGCCCACUUGUCCCAGCCCCAGCACCCGGCGUAGCACCGUUGAGAAGAACAACAGAUAGCCCACGGCCCCCAAUGUUCGUGCCUCAGUCUUGAGCCCGGCGUCAGAGUGCCACUACCUAUUCCCUUCGGAUCAUGGGCAACGCUCAGAGCAUUCGAGGUAACCAGAACCGCCUCUCCAAGCCCAAAACAAACACCAAUUCCCCGAGCCCAUCUCCCAAGAACGGCUCCCCAGUCUCCGUAGCCUCCAAGUUCGCAGACACUACCGUCACCAGGCGGAAGGAGAGGAGUAUAGGGAGCUCUCCGCUGCGGACAGAGUUCAGUUGCGGUUUGGGUUCGAAAGCCGAUGAGACGUGGGAGGAGUUGGCCACACAAGUGCAGGUGCGCCUCUCCAGCCUGUCUCGGUCCAAUUCGGUGACCUCCCAAAAUGGCCGUGAUCCCAAUGGCAGGUUAUCUGCCUUGCCUCGCUCAAAGGCUUCCCUCGGCACGCAAGCCCACCAUGUGGAUAUGGAGACAGCUCUUAAGAUCCUGCACGAGGUCAGGAAAAGUGCCUCUCCAGAGGAUCUGGCCGCCUUGCAUGAAGCCCUUCAGCCUUCCUCACCUGCUCCUGAGAACACAUCGAGUGGCAGGUCUUCUCUUCUCAGCCGGUCCACUUCGUCCCUGAUACGCCAUCGUUCACUGAUUUCUACGCCCGGGCUAGCAACCCGAAACUCCCAAACCAAUUCCCUCCGCAGAUCUUGGAGCUCAUGGAAGCCACCAAACUCUGCUCAGGAGCACAAGUGGAAGGUGGAGAUGAUGGGUAGCUCGCAGCUGAGCGGGCUAGCAGCGCUCGACUUGGCCGAAGAAGGUCGGGAAUCUCCCUCCCCGCGUGCCCGUACCCCUGGUGAUAUGGAAUACUCGCACCUUGGCUCCUUCAAGCUGGGUUCACUCGUCGUCACAAAUGGGGCGCCGUCUCCAGCAGCGAGUGCACGCAGAAUCUCACGACGCAGGUCCAACUCCGAUUUAUGCCAGGAAGAGGAUUACUUCUCUGCGUCUGCAAGCGAAGCCAGCCCUAUCGUGUUGAAGGCUGAGCGCAGGCGCGGGCAUUUCAGAAGCAAGUCCUCUAUCCUCCCCGACACGUCGCCUUUACUCCGUCACAUCAAUGGUGCGAGGCACGGCAGGAAGACCACCAAAUCAAUCCGACCAAUAACUCCUCCCAAGCCUGCGCGACCGUUCGAAUUCGAACCACCGCCAGAGAUGCCGAAGGGGCGGUUGAAGGUGGUAAAUAAGAGUGCCGACACACUUGCCACAGACGGCAUGGCCGAGUCUCCUGUGCGCGAUCCUGGGGUCGUGGGCGCUGUGCAUCAUGACGGUGUCGUCGACCCCUUCUCGGACCGCAUUCCCACAUUCAGAAAAGAGGCUCUGGACAUUCUGGACGGCACCAUCUUUGCUGAACCUGACAACAUCCUAGAGCGCACCUCCGCCUCAAGCUCCAUGCAGCAACCAGCGCAACUCGAUUCGAAACCGAGGAAUGCAAGGCCGCUCAGACGACCUACACCCAGCACGGCAGACUCUGGCUACUCCUCAAGCGGCAGUUUUCGAGCUUCUUGUCGCGACACUGCUAAAUGGGACUCUGUUCAUGAGCGUUCUGAAGAGAUGGAUGCGGCCGAGCACUUGACAUGUAAACCCAUCGUCGUCGAUGAUGGUUCCGGGAGCCUCUAUGACUUUGAAGAAAUGCUAGCUCUCCCCAUCUCCCAAAAGCCGCUGCCAUCGCUCCCACUCAAUGACCACAAUACAACAGAGAGAACCGAGACCGACACUGGGGGAUUGCCGCAGGCAUGGGACCAGGCGCUGGACACCCAACUGGCUCUGCUGGAAGCAGGAGAGAAAUCUACAGCUGCUAGUAUUCCAACAAGCCCUACUCCAACCCGGAGUAUCUCUUCUGCCCUGUCUAAGCUGACCACAGAAAAUGCAAGUGCGGUUCAGAAUCGCUUGCAGAAGCGGCGACCGUCCAUGCCCGAUCUGCCCAUUGUUCAGUCCUGCCAACCGGCCGAGGGCAUGAUACCCAAUGUUCCUCAUGAUAUCAGAGCGAAGUUCGUCCGCCGGCUAUCCGCUAGUCCUGAGAUGGAGUGCUUGACACGGACCUUUUUGUCGGCAGAGCACACCAAUCUUGAGGAGCCCACCGUGGAUACCCCUUCUACUGCGGCAUCUGCAGCCAUCUCUCUGGACUUUACAGCCCCAUCUCCUGCUCCGCCUCCUCGGGGUAGACAUCAUCUGCGAGCUUAUACUGAAGGCUACUUAAGGUCAUCGACGGUCAGUAUUAGGCGAAGUUUGUCGGCACUACGUGGCAAAGACCCCGCCAGCAAAACAAAGGAUGUGAAGAAUGCCGAUAGUGCUCCCUUGCAGGUUGUCGAACUGGGCACUAUCGGCUCCACGCUGGGUCGGUCUCCCUACGAUGCGGCGAUGUCUGCUAGGCCUAGGUCGGUUGCCACUUCAGCGACCCAUGCUCACCAGCUAGGCGAUGGGUUUACCCGGGCGCAGUCGAUGGUUGGCAUGGAUUCGAAGACGGCUGCUGAAUUUGCCCAUAUGGGGAGUAUGGAGCGAGGCCAACCGCGAGCAGAAAGACUGCAGAGGCCGAUGCUGGGCCAGCGUCCGCGAAGCUAUCAUGAUGCCAAUCUAGAUGUUGGUGCAGCAAUGGCUUUGGGAGGAGGCCUACGGAACAGGCGGUCUCUUCAAACCUUCUCGCACAGCGUGCAUGCUCCGAGCCCGCAUCCGUAUGAUGCGCAAUCUCCGGCCUCAGGCGUUGAGGCUGCACACGCUUCACGAGUCCACCCGGGCCCGCGCUUUCGUGCUCGUUCGACCGGACGGGGACCCAUGGUCUCUCAGCUUGUCGGACAGUAUGACGGGUAUUACCAGAUGGUGCCACUGCCCGAACGGCAGGAUUGGCAGCCAUAUGCGCGACUCUGGAACCAGCGUCGUAGAUCGAUAGAAGGAGGCUUGCAUGAGCAGGAAGAAGCUUCGCAAUCCAGCUCUCCUCGGAUGAAACAUGGAUCCGCUUUGCAGAAGUCUAUCUCAUCGACGGCGAUAUGUAACCGGUCUGACGGCGGACUCUACCAUGGAUACGAAGCACGUGGCUACGGGAGCAGUGGCAGUGCAGGUACGACGCGGCAGCUGCACAGCGCUGCGAGCCGCAAAAACAUGUGGUACAGCCACCAGCUUGGGCUGGAUCUAUCCGACGUACCGGUGGUCCUGCAGCGGAUGGCGUAGGAUUCUCUGGCAGCGGGCGUCGAGCAGUUUUGUUGUCAUGAUAGCACGGAUUUAUUGCAUGACACCGUCUUUUCUCUGGAGUGGAUUGGGCAUCUUCGCAGGGCGGUGUGUUUGGGCUGAAUGCAGGCGAAGUGCCAGGAUGGGAGUUGGCACAGCUGCUGGGUAUGUGAUGAAGGGGAGAGACAUUAAUCUACGAGGGAUAUCUGUCGGUUGAGGGAGAUAAUGCAAUAAUGGCGGUGUGAAGGAUAUGUCUCAGUGCACCGCUCGCUGAAGUCCGGAUAUACUGUGA
This is a messenger RNA of Westerdykella ornata, 3802 nucleotides long. RefSeq lists its product as uncharacterized. The transcript is spliced from 3 exons. NCBI's taxonomy places the organism in Eukaryota, Fungi, Ascomycota, Dothideomycetes, Pleosporales, Sporormiaceae. The record is from RefSeq and is a predicted model, not a curated record. Bases 403 to 3513 code for a protein of 1036 amino acids.